Molecule: messenger RNA, 664 nt
Organism: Eruca vesicaria subsp. sativa (arugula)
Lineage: Eukaryota; Viridiplantae; Streptophyta; Magnoliopsida; Brassicales; Brassicaceae
Source: the annotation of a GenBank genome assembly
AGAAAACAAAACCAGAAACAGGUAAAACGAACCUACUCUCUCUUAUGUGUAUUCUUUAAUGAUUCAGCUUCGUUAUAGAUCUAAAUGUCUAAUGCUACACAUUGUUAGAUUUUCAAGUUUCUGCCGGAAAAUGGGGAAAGCUAGAGGAGUUAACAGCGGUGGAGGAGAGAGCUCUCUCGGUUACCUAUUUGGAUCUGGCGAGUCAGUUUCUAAGCCGAACAAGCCCACCGCCAACACCAGCUUUACUACAACCACUACAACAACAAAUGCUACUACAACCGGAGAUAAAAACAAGACGGAGGAGGAGGAGAAGAAGGAGAUGUCAGCAGGUGUAAGGGGAAGCCCUAAUAAUUACUUGAGAACAGAGGGACAAAACUGUGGUAACUUCCUCACGGAUCGACCAUCGACGAAGGUGCAUGCAGCACCAGGUGGAGGAUCUUCUCUUGGUUACUUGUUUGGAUCUGGUUCUGGCAAAUGAUUUUGACUUUCCAUAAAUUGUUGAAAAAACAAGUGUAAAAAUUUGUAACUUUAUUUUCCUAUCUUUGAAACUGGUGAUCGAUUGUGUGUUCUUGAGAGAAUUGUUUUGGAUUUGGCAUGUGUUCCUAACAAAAAAAAAGGAUUUGUGAAUAUAUGGUUCAAAGCUAGAAGUUUUCUCGAUCUAGAC